AUGGCCAAGGAUGAGUCAGCCCCUGCUGCGGAGCUGUUCCCCUCGACGGAGACAGCGUCCAAGGCAGAAACUGCUACCCCUGAUGAUGGAAGCGCCAGCGAGAAACGCGACUCCGAUGUGGAGUCGGGGAAGUAUGAAACCAGUGGAAUGGAUUCGGAGACAGAGAAGUCCAAUCUGGUGACUUGGGAAGGCCCAGAUGAUCCCGCGAACCCCAAGAAUUGGAGUAAUUCAAGGAAAUGGACGUCUGCUAUCCUCAUCUCGUGUUUUGCUUUCAUAUGCCCCUUAUCAUCGUCGAUGGCCGCACCAGCUCUGAACAAAAUUGGAGACGAUCUCGGUAUCCCUGAAAACUCGCUGGAACUGCAGUUGGUGCUCUCGAUUUUCGUCCUGGCAUAUUCCUUUGGCCCACUUGUACUGUCUCCCUGUUCUGAGGUCUGGGGGCGUACGCGCAUCAUCAAGUUCGGCAACCUGUUGUUCAUCGUGUUCAACACAGCAUGUGGCUUUGCUAAGACCGAAGCACAAAUCACAGCAUUUCGCUUGAUUGCAGGCUUUGGCGGAAGUGCAACUCUCGGAAUGGGAGCGGGCGUCAUCUCUGACUGCUGGAAUGCCGAAGAACGCGGAAGAGGCAUGAGUAUCUAUCAGCUUGCCCCGGUCUUAGGUCCGGCUGUCGGACCUAUAGCCGGCGGACUUAUCGUCUCUCACACGACCUGGCGGUGGACUUUCUGGACCAUCACCAUCUUCAACGUUGCCAUCCAAAUAGGUGCAGCAAUCUUCCUGAAAGAGACCUACGCGCCUAGGCUCCUGCUCCUCAAAGCCAGGAAACUCCGCGCGGAGACAGGCAACAACCAACUCCAAACCAAGUGGGAGAAAGAUGGACGCACAUUGACUAAGCUCGUCGGCAAGGCACUCACGAGGCCAUGGCGCUUCCUAGCCACGCAGCCAAUCAUUCAACUGCUAGCGCUGUAUCAAGCGAUGAAUUAUGGACUGCUUUACCUCAUGAUCGCAUCCUUUCCCUCCCUCUGGGAGGGCCGCUAUGGGAUGUCCACCAGCAUCGCCAGUCUGAACUACAUUUCCCUGGCACUGGGCUCCCUCAUUGGCGCGCAGGUCUGCGGCCCCCUCAUCGACGCCACGCACCGCCGCUUGAAGAAGCGCCACGGCCUUGGUCCCGACGAGCCUGGCUUGCCAGAAUUCCGCAUCCCGAUUAUGAUUCCCGCGGCUAUUAUCACGCCCUGCGGCAUCUUCCUCUAUGCCUGGUCCGCGGAGUACAAGGUCCACUGGAUCGUCCCUAACAUCGGAGCAGUGCUCUUUGCAGGUGGCAGCAUGGUCUCGUACCAGUGCAUCCAAACCUACGUCGUCGACUGCUACACCACUCACGCGGCAUCCGCAUCCGCAGCCUCGGCGUUCCUGCGCUCGCUCGCUGCUUUCAGCUUCCCGCUCUUUGCGCCGUACCUGGUGCACAACCUCGGCUAUGGCUGGGGCGGCAGCGUCUUGGGCUUUGUGGCGGUUGUGCUGGGCAUUCCGGCGCCGUUGCUGUUUUGGAAGUACGGCAAGGCGAUUCGGGAGUUCAGCUUCAAAUACAUUGGUAAUGAUGGUUGA
Molecule: messenger RNA, 1593 nt
Organism: Aplosporella prunicola CBS 121167
Lineage: Eukaryota; Fungi; Ascomycota; Dothideomycetes; Botryosphaeriales; Aplosporellaceae
Exons: 5
Coding region: 1-1593 (530 amino acids)
Biological process (GO): transmembrane transport
Molecular function (GO): transmembrane transporter activity
Source: RefSeq, a predicted model, not a curated record